UUCCAUCACCACACAACGCGCACGAUAUCAGCAUCAACGUGAAGAAAUGGUCAAAGUAUAUAAACCCGGGAAGGUCGCCAUCGUUCUUCAAGGACGUCAGGCCGGCAAAAAGGUCGUCAUUAUCAAGCAAUUGGAUGAAGGUACCAAGGAGCGACCUUACCCCCACGCACUCGUUGCUGGUAUCGAACGUUACCCUCGGAAAGUCACAAAGCGAAUGGGCCAGAAGAAGUUGGCAGCGCGGAGUAAAGUCAAGCCUUUCAUCAAGACCGUCAACUACUCGCAUCUUUUCCCUACACGGUACCAACUUGAAUUGGAGGGUCUGAAGAACGCUGUCGUUGCGGACACGUUCAAGGAACCAUCACAGAGGGAGGAUGCAAAGAAGAACAUCAAGAAGCUUUUAGAGGAGAGAUACACAUCUGGCAAGAACAGCUGGUUCUUCCAACCUCUUAGAUUCUAAGUUUCUUCUUGUAUCUGGUGUUAUGCAUUUAGCCCUUCUAAAAGUACUACUGUAUGAUUCUCAUGGCAUUUAUGCAACUAUCCACAUGCUUGGCAGCUUGUUAUCAUUUCACCGACAACUUCCUUGUCCAUUUGUAUUCUCGGGUUGGAUGCGUAUGCAAACACGGCUGAAACUGCG
Messenger RNA from Marasmius oreades (fairy-ring Marasmius), 634 nucleotides. RefSeq lists its product as uncharacterized. NCBI's taxonomy places the organism in Eukaryota, Fungi, Basidiomycota, Agaricomycetes, Agaricales, Marasmiaceae. Gene Ontology annotation, biological process: translation. The record is from RefSeq and is a predicted model, not a curated record. Gene Ontology annotation, molecular function: structural constituent of ribosome. The coding region runs from base 47 to 457 and encodes 136 amino acids. The transcript has 5 exons. Gene Ontology annotation, cellular component: cytosolic large ribosomal subunit; ribosome.